Molecule: messenger RNA, 1850 nt
Organism: Bubalus bubalis (water buffalo)
Lineage: Eukaryota; Metazoa; Chordata; Mammalia; Artiodactyla; Bovidae
Gene: RBPJL
Product: recombination signal binding protein for immunoglobulin kappa J region like
Exons: 12
Coding region: 1-1587 (528 amino acids)
Biological process (GO): regulation of transcription by RNA polymerase II
Cellular component (GO): nucleus
Molecular function (GO): RNA polymerase II cis-regulatory region sequence-specific DNA binding; DNA-binding transcription activator activity, RNA polymerase II-specific
Source: RefSeq, a predicted model, not a curated record
AUGGACUCCGUGGGGGCAGGUCUGGCUGGAUGCCUGCUCCCCGCAGACCCCUCGGCACCCCCGGGCCCUUUGACUCACCUGAGCCUGCCGGACAGCUCAGAGGCGCGGCCGCAGAGCGGAGCCGACGGGCGGAGCCUCCCCGGCAGUUGGACCAGUCCCAGGUCUUCUUCGGAGCCCAGUGCGGUCCUGAGGGAAGGCGUGCGCCGCUGCCUGCAGCAGCAGUGCGAGCAGACGGUUCGGAUCCUGCACGCCAAGGUGGCCCAGAAAUCAUACGGAAAUGAGAAGAGGUUCUUCUGCCCGCCGCCCUGUGUCUACCUCGCAGGUCCCGGCUGGAGGGUGAAGCCAGUGCCGGGCCAAGCCCACCAAGCAGGGGAGACUGGGCCCCUGGUCUGCGGUUACAUGGGACUAGACGGCGCGUCCGGCAGCGCCGCCGAGACGCAGAAGUUGAAUUUCGAAGAGCAGCCCGACUCCAGGGAAUUCAGUUGCGCCAAGACUCUGUACAUCUCGGACGCAGACAAGAGGAAGCACUUCCGACUGGUGUUGCGGCUCAUGCUCCGAGGCGGCCGGGAGCUGGGCACCUUCCACAGCCGCCUCAUCAAGGUCAUCUCCAAGCCCUCGCAGAAGAAACAGUCGCUGAAAAACACCGACCUGUGCAUAUCCUCGGGCUCGAAGGUCUCCCUCUUCAACCGCCUGCGCUCCCAGACGGUCUCCACGCGCUACCUCUCCGUGGAGGACGGGGACUUUGUGGCCAGUGCACGCCAGUGGGCUGCCUUCACUCUCCACCUGGCUGAUGAACACUGUUCCCAGGGGGACUUCCCGCCUCGAGAGGGCUACGUCCGCUACGGCUCCCUGGUGCAGCUCGUCUGCACGGUCACGGGCAUCACCCUACCUCCGAUGAUCAUCCGCAAAGUAGCCAAACAGUGUGCCCUCCUCGACGUGGAUGAGCCCAUCUCCCAACUCCACAAGUGUGCAUUCCAGUUUCCCGGUGGCCCUCCAGGAGGAGGUGGCACCUACUUAUGUCUCGCUACAGAGAAGGUGGUGCAGUUUCAGGCCUCCCCCUGCCCCAAGGAGGCCAACAGAGCGCUGCUCAACGACAACUCUUGCUGGACCAUCAUCGGCACCGAGUCGGUGGAAUUCUCCUUCAGCACCAGCCUGGCGUGCACCCGGGAGCCGGUCACUCCCGUGCCGCUCAUCAGCACCCUCGAGCUGAGUGGCGGGGGCGACGUGGCCACCCUGGAGCUCCACGGUGAGAACUUCCACGCGGGGCUCAAGGUGUGGUUCGGGGACGUGGAAGCCGAAACCAUGUACAGGAGCCCGCGGUCCCUGGUAUGUGUGGUACCCGACGUAGCCGUCUUCGGCAGCGACUGGCGCUGGCUGCGCACACCCAUCACAGUGCCCGUGAGCCUCGUGCGCACCGACGGCCUUUUCUACCCCAGCGCCUUCUCCUUCACCUACACGCCAGAGUACAGCGCGCGGCCGGGGGCCCCGGGCGCCCCGGCGGCUCCCGCCGCUGACGCCGACGCGCUCCUGGAGAGCAUCCAUCACGAGUUCACGCGCACCAACUUCCACCUCUUCAUCCAGACGUAGGAGGAGCGGCCUGGACGCUGAGACCUGGCCGGGGGCGGGUUUUCUGGGUCCUGAGCCCUGCCCUCCGCCUCGGUGCUGCGCAAGUGAAAGCUGAAGACCGACUUGCAGAAAGCUCUCGCCCUAGAAACCUGGCCCUGCGGGUCUUUCACCGAUUACUCCCUCAUCUUUUCCGUCUAGGAAGACCCCGCCUGAGUGAUGCUCCCUUUGUAUCCGGUCAGGAGUGUGGUUUUCUCUGUCAUUGUCUUUUUCACUCUCACACUCUC